AUGAAGAGAAACUUCACUGACAGUUCAACCCGUACUACAGCAGGCUGCCUACCUGUGCCACUCUUCAACCAGAAAAAGAGAACCAGACAACCACUUACUUCAAACCCACUUAAAAAUGAGCCAGGUACCAGCAACACAGCAGAUACUUUCGACCUUUCUACAAUGCUAGCAGAUUUUGGCUGGGAAACUGCAAAGCCAGAACCAACUCAGCUACAGAAAACAAGCAUGGAGAAGGCCCCCCACAGCAGCUCUGCAAGUCUCCGCCGUGAUCUGUGCCAUGGGGAGACUGCGCCGGUGGAGGAAGCUCUGCGGUUCUCAGGCGCCGACAGAACUGCCCUCGCCGCCAGCAAAGUGCCACCCUUUCAACUCAGACUGAAGGAAAAAGACAAUUCUCUCAGACUCCUGUCUGCUGUCAUUGAGAGUAUGAAGCACUGGAGUCAGUACACUAAUAAAGCACCACUGUUGUUUGAGGUAUUAGGUAUUCUGGAUUCUGCAGUCACCCCUGGACAAUAUGGUGCAAAGACUUUCCUUUUGCGAGAUGGGAAGGAGAGUGUCUCUUGUGUAUUCUAUGAGAUUGACCGGGAACUCCCACGAUUAAUCAGAGGUCGGGUCCACAGGUGUGUGGGAAAUUAUGACACAGGUCGGAAGCUCUUCAGGUGCGUCUCCGUAAGACCAGCCAGUGUUCCUGAACAACAAACCUUUCAAGAUUUUGUCAGAAUUGCAGAUGUUGAGAUGGGUGAAUAUGUGAAAGCAAGCAAUGAAGUUUAA
Messenger RNA from Euleptes europaea (tarantolino), 768 nucleotides. RefSeq names its product spermatogenesis associated 22 (gene SPATA22). Gene Ontology annotation, biological process: gamete generation; regulation of meiotic cell cycle; meiotic DNA repair synthesis. The record is from RefSeq and is a predicted model, not a curated record. Bases 1 to 768 code for a protein of 255 amino acids. The transcript has 7 exons. NCBI's taxonomy places the organism in Eukaryota, Metazoa, Chordata, Lepidosauria, Squamata, Sphaerodactylidae.